This is a messenger RNA of Iphiclides podalirius (scarce swallowtail), 357 nucleotides long. NCBI's taxonomy places the organism in Eukaryota, Metazoa, Arthropoda, Insecta, Lepidoptera, Papilionidae. The record is from the annotation of a GenBank genome assembly.
AUGUCCACUUCACUCUCGAUGACUACGUUCAAUGUACGAGACCAUGCAGACUUGCGGAAGGGUUCAGCGCGCGGUCAGCGGCGGGGUGUGGUGGUGGAGGGGGCGCGGGGAGGGGAGCAGAGGGGGCGAGGUGUAGGCGCGCUGACAUCACCAUCGAAGGCAGCCGCUCUUACAUCACCGGCGACUGCCUCCCACCGGCCGCGCGGAGCCGUCGCGCUCUCCGUUACUGCCAUCGACACUACAUCGUUCACGUCCGACGCUUUUGUCGGUCAUGCGAAUAGCGACACGAUGCGGGACGGAUGCGGCGCGGUGUCGGUGGCCGCCGACCGGCCGUGGGCGGUGCCACCAAACAUUCGA